Messenger RNA from Trichoderma gamsii, 945 nucleotides. RefSeq names its product alpha-ketoglutarate-dependent 2. NCBI's taxonomy places the organism in Eukaryota, Fungi, Ascomycota, Sordariomycetes, Hypocreales, Hypocreaceae. The record is from RefSeq and is a predicted model, not a curated record. The transcript is spliced from 2 exons. Bases 1 to 945 code for a protein of 314 amino acids. Gene Ontology annotation, molecular function: oxidoreductase activity.
AUGCCUGCCGUACAGACUCCUCAGCUUAAAGAGCUGCAUGCUUCAUUUGGAGCCGAAAUCACUGGCCUCAACUUUGCCAAUGGUGUAACCAUCGAGGGUCAAAAGAUGAUCUUAGAUGCAGUGAUCAAGUAUGGAGUAGUUGUAGUUCGCUCGACCGGUCUUACCGACGAGACUCACGUUAAGUUAUCGCGUAUGUUCGGUGAACUCGAUGAUGUAAAGCCAUACAUCAAGCUAGGACGCCCGAACCGCCUCAAAUACGAUGAACUGUUUGACGUGAGCAACGUCGAAGAGGAUGGUACUAUUGUUCCUGACCAAAGUCCCCGCGGCGCAGCCAAUAAAGGCAAUUGUCUCUUUCACGUAGACUCAAGCUUCAACCCUCGUCGCGCUGGAUACUCUCUACUCCUAGCCCACGAACUGCCUCCCCCAGGCAAUGGUGGUGGCCUUGAAUACUGCGAUACCAGACAAGCAUACGCAGAGCUGGACCAGGAAACAAAGGAUGAGCUUGCUAGAAAAGACUAUGUUGCUGCUCAUUCCAUACACCAUUCUAAAAAGCUAGCCGCUCCAGAUUGGUACGCUGAUAUCAACCCUGAGGAUUACCCAAUGGGCCGUCAUAAGCUGGUUCAGAUUCAUGAAACAUCAAAUCGAAUGAAUUUAUACAUCGCCACCCAUAUCCAUCAUAUCGAAGGUCUGGCCCCGGAGAAAUCGCAGCAGAUAAUCGAUAAGCUCUUCACGCACUGCACUCAAGACAAGUACCGCCUGAGUAUUGAUUGGCAGGGCGUGGGCGAUUUGGUCAUUUGGGACAAUACUAGCACUAUGCACCGGGCGGUAAACGGGCCAUUCUUGUACAAGUACCGACGCGAUAUGAGACGUACCACUGUGCACGAUAGUUCGAGCCAGGCCUGGGGCUUGAACGAGCAUACCAAUUGUCGCCAAGGCCUACCUUAG